Messenger RNA from Drosophila biarmipes, 5156 nucleotides. It is a transcript of the gene Girdin, whose product is annotated as girdin. The record is from RefSeq and is a predicted model, not a curated record. Gene Ontology annotation, molecular function: microtubule binding; dynein light intermediate chain binding. Lineage: Eukaryota; Metazoa; Arthropoda; Insecta; Diptera; Drosophilidae. Gene Ontology annotation, cellular component: centrosome; cytoplasm. Gene Ontology annotation, biological process: cytoplasmic microtubule organization; cytoskeleton-dependent intracellular transport. The coding region runs from base 421 to 4569 and encodes 1382 amino acids. The transcript is spliced from 9 exons.
AGUUGGCAACAGUGGAGCAGUGUCAUCACCGGCACAAAUUAUGCUUUUUUCCAACAGUCCAGUCUUCCCCAAAAAGAUUUUCGCUAUUUUUUGUAGUGUUACUUGUUGACCAGUUUACUAAACCCAAUCCGAUCCGCAAAGUGCUCUUCAGCGUAUCCUAGCUAAGUUACAACCGUGACCUGCCGCAUGUGUGUCUUCCAGUGCAUCGAAUUCAGUGAAAAUGCCCCGUCCUUGGACUGAAUUUUGGGAGGCUGUUGUGGGACACUAUAUGCUGGGAAUAUAGAAAAGACUAUCAUUAUAGCAUCGCAGUGCGGAAAAGCCGCAGCUGUUCCAUUGUGACAGGUGCAGCGGCACACACACACACACGUACGCUUACCUGCAUUUACCUAUUCCGCCCGUCCAAUAACAAAAACAACAACAAUGGCUGGCACGGCGACCGCGACGCCAAUGGAAAUAGAUGAAUUUGUAAAUUCGUCCCUAAUAUCUUGGCUGGAAUCAUGUCUGCCACGUGCCGAGCUGCUCACUGGCUACACUUCGCUGCUGGAUGGCCACAUAAUCCACAGCGUCUGGCUGCAGAUCGAUCCGGAGCCCCAGAAUAAUCCCAGCGAGCUCAGCGAUCUGAAUGGCAAAUCCCUCAGCAUCGCCAGGGCCAAGAAUUUUGAGUGCAUCGUGAGGAAUCUCAAGUCCCUUUUCGAGGAGGAACUCGGCCAGACUAUUUUGGUCCUGCCGGAUGCCUUCACUCUGGGACAUCAUCCGGAGAGCAGGAACGGCCUGGAGCAGAUGAAAACGCUGCUCACCCUGCUCCUCGGCGCGGCUGUGCAAUGUCCCAACAAGGAGCUCUUUAUUGCCCGGAUCAAGGAACUGGACCUGGAGACGCAGCACGCCAUCGUAGCAUUGAUCAAACAGGUGACCGAUAGUCAUAGUCUGGUGCUCACCGAGGACUCUCUCGAGCGGCUGACCCCACAGACCAUGUACACGCACAUUCUGCGCCUGACCAAGGAGCGAGAUCUUAUGUAUCUCAAGUGGAUCGACUUGGCGUGCGUGGAGACCGAAAUGGCGGCCAGCGACAAUCUGGUGGAGUGUGGUCAAGGAGUCAGCGUUCCACGUUCUCCUUCGAAUGGAACUGCCACCUCAACGCCUUCAUCUUCUUCCAACUCAGAAAGCAAUCAUCUUGCCGUAGAGUGUGCAGAUCUCCGUUCGAAGAACCGUAAACUUCGUCAGGAACUAGAGGAAAAGUCCGAAAACCUUUUGGAGCUUCGCGAGGAGCUAGACGACAAGAAGGCGCGUUUCGACAAACUGCGUCAGGAGAGCCAGGAAUGGUUUACGGAGGCCAAGCGGGCAGCAGCAUAUCGCGACGAAGUGGACAUCCUCAGGGAGCGGGCGGAACGAGCGGAUCGACUGGAGGUAGAAGUGCAGAAGUACCGCGAAAAACUCGGCGACUCAGACUUUUAUAAAUCCCGCGUUGAGGAACUGCGUGAGGAUAACCGUGUGCUGUUGGAAUCAAAGGAAAUGCUGGAAGAGCAGUUACAGCGCUACCGGAAAAGGUCUGAACACGCCAUCUCCCUGGAGUCCGAAAUUAUCAAAUACAAGCAAAAGCUCAACGACAUGGCGCUAGAACGUGACGUGGAUCGAUCCAAGCUGGAGGAGCUGUUAGAGGAGAAUGCCCAACUGCAACUGGUAGCCAGGAAUCUCAACUCAACGAUGGAUUUGGAUAAAUCCUUCUCGGAAAACGAAGACGACUGCAACUCAGGUGAUAACAGCCUGUCCGAACAGCUAACAAAUAAUGCCCAAACCCGUGCCCUGAAACUCGAGCUGGAGAACCGUCGGUUGACUGCCGCCCUGGAGCAAUUAAAGGAAAGCAGCUUCCACGAGUCUACCACCAAGAUGCUUGAACUGGAGAAGGAGAAGAAGAAGCUCUCUCUAAAAAUCGAGCAGAUGCAAGAAAACAUUCAGCGGCUGACUCAGCAAAAUGUGGAAUUGGAGGGCGUCUUUAAAAAUGCCCUGGAGGAGAACAAGAAACUGCAGGACGCCGUGGAUAGUCGCCAAAAGAGCUACGAUCGCCAGAGUCUGGAGCGCGAGGCAGACCGUCAGAAGCUUUCUGAUGCCGAGCAACAUGUCGAGACCCUGAACAAGGAGAAGCAGCGCAUUCAAACGCUCAACGAUAGCAUUCAGCGAAGAGCCGACGAUCUUGAACGACUGGCGGAGAGCAAGACAAAGGAAUUAGAGCAGUACGCCGAAAAAUCCAAGCAGUACGAGCAGACCAAACAAAAACUUUACGAAAUCGAAGCCAAGGUAUCCACUUUUGAGCGCGAAAAUGCCAGCUUGCUCAAGGAAGUGUCAAAACUGAAGGAGGGCAGCGAGCAAAAAUCUGUGCAGCUCGACGAGAGUAUCAAUCGUCUGGAUGCGCAGAGCAAGGAACUUCAGAAGCUGGGCAAGGCACUCGAAGAUUCGGAGCAAGUUCAGCAGAAGCUUGUCGAACUUGAAAAGCAAAACCAAGAGCUAGCUUCACAACGAAUCAUUGAUCAAGAGAUGAUCAGCACACUUCGUAACGACCUGGUAACUGGCACUCUAGUAACGAAGAAGGUGCGUCACAACUUGGAGAAACUGGGCCUGGCCGACGAAGAACCAGGAGAGCUGAAUGUGGAGCACGUCGUAGAGAAACUGGUGCGCAAUCCGGAGACUUUCAAAACUGUGCGAGAGAUUAUGCUAAAUGUGACGCGUGAGCAGCAAGAGGAGGAGGAGCGAGAAGGUGGCGUGAAGUCUGACAUGUGCGUGCUAUGCCACCGUCAGGAGAUCUUCACGGUGGAAAAGAACAUUGAACUGGCUACUGCUCCAGUGCCCGCUCCAGCGCAACCCUCUUCUCAGGAACUACGCUUCGAGCACAAACUGCGAGUGAGUCCGGCACGCGAGUCCGCAGAGCUGAUCCGCAUUAAGGAUUCGAACACACAGCUCCAGACGGAGAAUGCUCGGCUCAGUGUGGAUGUGGCUGCUCUGGGCUCCCAGAUAACGUCUCUAAACACGCAGCAUGUAGCCCUUCAGUUGGCGAACUCCCAGUUGGCGGCCGAAAAGGACACGCUGCUCAAGGACAUCGAUUCACUGCAGCAGGAGCAUAAGCAUGCGCUGCAGGAUCAGGUGACUUUGCAGUGCCUACACGAUCAGCUAUCCGCGGAGUACGAGUCGCUGAACAAGGACAAGGAGCAGCUGAAGGCGGCAGUGCGGGAUUUAAGGCAGGAGCUGCGCGACACACGUGAACAGCAGUUAGCUUUGGAGCAGCGCAUCGAGGAGUUGACCACUCAGAAUAACAACAUGAAGACCUGCAGCGAGGAUCUGUCAAUCCUGCGCACCGAGCACUCCAAGCUCACCGAUGACUUCCGCAAUCUCUUCGCCACCAGCGAUCGCUUCAAGAACGAGUACAAAAAUAUUCAGGAGCAGUACAAGAUGGUGCGCAUGGAGCACUCGAGCCUCAAGCUGCAAAACACCGAGCUCUCCGGCGAGCUUAACACCAAGAGCGAUCAAGUACGUCACCUGCAGGUGGAGUACAGCAAGGUUCAGCAGCGUUGUGAGAUGUUGAUUCAAAACAAUGCUGAGCUCGAUUCAGAGCGCAAGGCCUUGAUGGACAAUGUGUCACAGUUGCUCUCCCAGUAUCAGGAACUCUUGGCCAUAUCCCUGGAGGACAAAAAGCACUUCCACGAGGAGGAGAAGAACUACACGGAACGGGUGCAUAGUCUGAAGCGGCAGAAGGAGAAGCUGGAGGAGAAAAUCAUGGAGCACUACAAAAAGUCGGAGACCACGGUGCACAAGAAGAAGCCUUUUGCCAGCAUGCUGGUAAGAAGAGUGAAGAAGGCCAGCUCGGAUCUGAUGAACAAAGUGCCCAGCCGUAACCGGCGCUCCUGGGUGGAUGAUGCUCGUACCAAUUCCCAGUUCGUGAUCGGUUCCGAAUCCGGCGGCAAUGAGUCGGAUAACAGCAACGAGGAGCCGCUGUCCAUUGCCUCCGACACGCACUUACUGCAGCGGAAUGUCCCGCUCCGCCAGAGUCUGCAGCGUAGGGAUUUGCUGGAUAGCUCGAUCCAACGCGGCGGCGCCGUGCGCAGUAGCCUGCAGGCUCAGAAACGUACGGAUUUGAAUAACUCACGUAGAAAUAGCGUGCACGGCAGUCUUGAAGCGCCAGACGUGACGGGCAGCAGUCUGACACUCGGCACAGCCGGCUCUCGACGCACCGUUUAUCUUAUCGACGAGCACCAGAAGCUUCCCGAUGGCUCCAGUCCCAGUUCCGCCCAGCCGCAGUCCGGUGGCAGCAGUGGAUCCGGCAAUGCUGCGACACCCACGCCAGCAGAGCCUCAGACGCCGCAAAAGAGCAGCGAGAACAGCGCUCCAGUGGGUCCCGCCACGUUCCUCAUGUACAACCGGAUAAACACCACCAUUGGAGGAGCCUCGAACAGCGGGGAUCAGAGUCCACUGCUGCAGGCCAGUGGCAGCGUAUCGGGAACGCCCCUGCAGGAUGACAAGUCGGCGAGGAAGCGGACCGAGGACAAGAGCAAUAGCAUCUGGUAUGAGUACGGCUGCGUCUAGAAACUCAAUCAAAACAGUAUACGUCCACAACUUGAACUCGAAUAUAAUGCAUUUGCUGACGAAGUAUUAUUUCGUUUUAGAAAUUAACGAAUUUAUUUUUAAACGCAUUAGAACAUCGAUGUUGCCUUAAGCUAGUUACAGAAGUAAGUGUAAAGUGCUGCUUGAACCGCUAUGAUUUGCCUUAAGACAUGUUUUACAAUUAGACUAUGUACUUUACUAUAGUUUGUACCUAUUUAUGCAAUCGAAAAACUCCAGAAGACUACGCGACAACUAAGCGAACUCAUAACUAUCCAGUAUACACCCCUAUAUACACAAAACUAUAAAGAAAUAUGUUAACAAAUUAGCUAUACCGAUGCCUCAAUGUUACGUCCCAAGCGAUAUAUAUUUACAUUCGCUUAUUUGGUGUUUUGUAAACUCGACUCGAAUCUAUGUAUUCCUAUAUACUAUAUGUUGUAUACCACACUCGUACUCUGCUAGCAGCUAACAAACGCGCCUUCAAUUUGUGAAUAUAUUUUUAUAAAUUACUUGUAGCCUUGUACUAUUUAUUGACGCAAAGCCUAACACCGCAAUAAAACUAAGCAAACAUU